AAACAAAAAAAAAAAAAAAAAAAAAAGACGACAUCCCUAAAAGAGCUUAAUCUUUCUCCUUUUCCCUAGAAGGAGCUUGUCAAAGGAAACAUUGUUUCGUGCACUGCCUUCUCCCGAUAGUGGGACAAAGCCCGCAAGAAGGCGGGGAGCGAGCGCAAACUUCGCUUGGAUACAAAGGCGGAAUUCACGUGUUACUCUCUGAUUGUUUUGUUUUUAAAAGGUGCAAAUAAAUGUUUUCACCCAGUAUCACAAGGCGAUUGUUUCGUCUGAUAGGCAUCAGCUUUGCAAGUGACGUGGAUUAAAAACAGAAAACCACACGUGUUCAGGGGUACGCGAGUAACCAUCACACUUUACCUCACCAUCGUUACCUUAGGUAGAUAUUGGUUGGCCAUUGCGUUUAAUUUAGAUUUUACCAUCCCUCAGGAAGGGUGUUUCUUACCACUUUAAGUUUUGAUCAGCGAACCUCAUAUUGGGUCCGCUCAAGCAGGACCGGGCUCGGUUUUCUUGCCGUCCUACUUUUUGGCCUGUUAAUCCCCUUCUGCUCUGUGCGGUGCACUUACUUUUCGCAUACCUUUCUCUGAGGUACAUCUAGAUAAUAAUCAUGCAGCCUUGGCAGGCAUCGACUACACAAUACGUACAACAUCAGACAGAACCGCGAAUAUGUCAAGAUAAUUUGAUGCAUGACAUGCGCGACGCUAAGAAUACUGUCGCGCUGUUCGCCGACUAUAUCGAUCGCCUACGGCCUGAGAUUCCCCGGCCGCACAGCACUGCCGAUCUCCUCGGCCUUUCGCCGUCCCUCGUUAGCCGCCAGGAAUCCACCAGCUCUGCAGACGGGUCGCGCAGAGGUUCAUCGAAGCGGCAUCAUAGAAGUGUUGGGAAGGAAUGGGCGGGGUCGCCUCAGGGGACACUUUGGAACCAAAUCAGCCAAACACUCCAAGACGUCGCGGCCGAAUUACCGGACGCUAACCAAACGGCGAUACAAGAGUUCAUCAGCGCCCCAGAGAUAUUGAAGCUCGGGAAUGAGUUUGUGCACUACUACCGCCAAGGUAGCAAUGCUAGGGAGAAGCCAUACUGGGCAGCAGAAGACCUAUUCUUCGACCUCCAGUCGGUGAAGCAGGGCGACGUGGCGGCUGACAGGUGGACACGCGUGCGGCUAGAGAAGAGAGCAGGAUGGGACCUAGCAGACCACCUCGCACGUUUCGUACUGUUGGCCGACAACUUCCGCAGUCAGGCGAACCGUCAGGACUGGAACACAUGGGGCGAGGGCUUCGUAAGGCAAGUAUCGUUUUACUUGUGCAUCUUGCGAUGUUUUACGAUCAGAGAUGCUGAGCAGCAGCGACAAACUGCACGGGAGACUACGCGAGAUCGUGACUCGAAAAUAUUGACGAAACGAAGAUCCAACAAUAGCGGUAGUAGCAAGGUGUCCGGUCACAGCAAGUGACGAUGAUGUCGUAGGAAAGAAAGUAGUAGUAUGGGAUUACGCGUUUACUAGAUCCAUACUACAUUAUGUUAGGUAGGAUCCAAUGCCGGGAUACAUACUAGGAUACAUGUACGAAGGAAAGGAGGAGGACCUGAGAGGCUAAGUAUCGAAAGCGUUAUGCGGAUGCCGGUGACAUGGUGACUCUCUAAUCAAGUUGACUGGCAAAUGAGGAAAUCUGGCUACCUCCUAAGGAAUGCAUGUGCUGCUUUCGAGUUGACAUUAAAGCUACCUAACCUAACCUAGGUACACUUCCACUCUUACACUCUGAUGAGAGGAUUAGGUGAUUAGUGAAAGGUGUAUGUAUGGAGGGACGGGAUGACGAUGGCUACGGAGGUAGUUGGUUCCAAAUAGCUCUAAGUAAUCAAUUGAAUAAGUCCGAUUGGUUUGAAUCAAAAUGACCGAAAUCUUCAUCAGGAGGGAGAUUAUAGAAAUUGUAGAGUAGAAGUUGUAGAGGUGAAAAUAUAC
This is a messenger RNA of Daldinia caldariorum, 1945 nucleotides long. RefSeq lists its product as uncharacterized. Lineage: Eukaryota; Fungi; Ascomycota; Sordariomycetes; Xylariales; Hypoxylaceae. The transcript is spliced from 2 exons. Bases 602 to 1441 code for a protein of 279 amino acids. The record is from RefSeq and is a predicted model, not a curated record.